Molecule: messenger RNA, 558 nt
Organism: Diatraea saccharalis (sugarcane borer)
Lineage: Eukaryota; Metazoa; Arthropoda; Insecta; Lepidoptera; Crambidae
Source: the annotation of a GenBank genome assembly
AUGGGCAGAUGGUCGUGGAUGCGGUCCCUGGCGGAGUGGGCGCGGUCGGGGCGGGGCCGCGCGCUGGCGGCGGACGUGUGGCGCGGCGCGGCGCUGGGCGCGGCCAGCGUGCUGGGCACCGCGCGCGCGCUGCACGCCUGCGACGCCGUGCUGCAGGCCGGCGCCCGGCGCGGGGGCGGCGCCGCGCUAGCCGCUAACCUCUUCUCAUCGUUGCUCAUCGGCAUCAUUGUCGGGGGCGCCGGCGACCCGAAAUCGGAGAUAAAUCAAAUUUAUCAGUCCAGUUUAGUCUGUCUGGUCGCAGGUGCGCUGAACGGUCUCCUGACCACAUGGAUGCUGCUCAAGAUCCAGGAGCACCAGUCGUCGUGGCAGGCGUGGCGCGACAGCACGCUGCACGUGCACGUGACGCUGGCGGAGGACCGCCUGUCCCCGCGCGCGUCCACCGUCACUGUGGUGGGGGACCGCGGCGCCGUGGCGGGGGAGCGCGGCACCGCCGACCGCAGCACCAACGUGGCCGACCCCUUCAUGGUGGCACUGCCGUACACGCUACCCGACCCAUGA